UAAUAAUAAUAAUAAUAAUACAAUUCCAGGCAGCCAAGCGAUCGAUCGGUCUUGAGGGUGGCGGUGGAAGCGAUCGAUCGGUCGCAAUGCCGAAGAAGAUGGGCGUGAACACGAAGGCGGAGGCGGCACACGCCCGCCGGAGCGCUGUGGAGGCGGAGCGCAAGGACCGCGCGGCCAAGGACAAGGAGGAGCAGUACUGGCGGGAGGCGGAGGGCUCCAAGUCCCGCGCCGCCAAGAAGCGCGAGGAUGAGGCCGAGAAACGAGCCGAGGCCGCCGCUCGCCGCGCCGAGAACCGCAAGCUCGCCGAGCAGGAGCAGCGGGAGCUCGAGGUCGCUGGGCGCAAGCCCGACCGCAAGGCCGCCCGCGUCUCCGUUCCCGUCCCCAAGGUCACCGAGGCCGAGCUCCAGCGACGCCGCGAGGAGGAGCGGCAGCGCAUCCUCCAGACUGCCGACGCCGCCAAGAAGCGCCAGAGCCGCACCGCCGACGAGGAGGAGUACGAUCGGAUGGUGAUGGUGGAGAACACCAACAGGGACGACUCGGUGAUCGAGGCCCACUCCGUGGAGGAUGCCAUCGCCAGGAUGGCCCUCCCGGAGCCCGCGCUGCCGCCUGAUCGCCAUCCUGAGAGGAGGCUCAAGGUUUCUUUCAAGGCUUUUGAAGAAUCAGAGCUUCUCAAAUUAAAGGAAGAGAAACCAGGUCUGACGCUCAACCAGUACAAGGAUAUGAUAUGGAAGCUUUGGAAGAAAUCCCCUGACAAUCCCCUAAACCAG
Musa acuminata subsp. malaccensis (wild Malaysian banana) is the source of this 767-nucleotide messenger RNA. NCBI's taxonomy places the organism in Eukaryota, Viridiplantae, Streptophyta, Magnoliopsida, Zingiberales, Musaceae. The record is from RefSeq and is a predicted model, not a curated record.